Molecule: messenger RNA, 1882 nt
Organism: Xenopus tropicalis (tropical clawed frog)
Lineage: Eukaryota; Metazoa; Chordata; Amphibia; Anura; Pipidae
Gene: dcdc2b
Product: doublecortin domain containing 2B
Exons: 11
Coding region: 191-1369 (392 amino acids)
Biological process (GO): intracellular signal transduction
Source: RefSeq, a predicted model, not a curated record
AGUCUCAGCAACUAAGUGAUAGAGAGGAGGGAGCAAAGCUGCAUGUGUGUGUGUGGUGUUCAAGGCUGUGUUUUUUAUGAAAAGGAGCUGUAUCUGAUGUGAUGAGUUGUAUGUGUUUAUAAAUAUUGUAGUGCUCUAUGUGUGUGCGGUGCUAGAGCAAGUGCACACCAAACCCAUUCCUUUGCUAAAUAUGAGCUCCCCCUCAGGGGUACAGUUGGCUCCACUAGCCAAAAAUGUUGUAGUGUACAGAAAUGGGGAUCCAUUUCAUAUGGGGCGAAAGAUGGUAGUGAAUGAGAAGCAAUUUUUGACAUUUGAGGCCUUUUUGAAUGAAGUUACCAGCUGCAUCCAGGCUCCAGUUGCUGUACGCUGCAUUUACACUCCUCGUAACGGCCACCGUAUCACUCAACUUGGAGAGCUGCUAAACAAGGGCCACUAUGUCGCAGGUGGUACAGAGAAAUUCAGAAAGCUCGAUUACCUACAUACUGAGAUUAAGCAACCUGCUUUCCAGAAACCCAGAGAAGUGCAACAGGUGUACCCCAAGCUGAACUUCAUAGAACGAUGGAGAAAGGACACCCAGCUACCCUGUGUCAUCCACGUCUUUCGUAAUGGAGAUCUUAUGACUCCUCCAUUCCGAGUACUUCUGUAUCCGGCUAUCCUGAAGGAAUGGGAACUGGUUCUCUCUCUACUGACUCAGAAGCUUAACCUGAACAGUGGUGCAGUCAGGAAGCUCUGUACACUUGACGGAGUGUCUCUCUCUAAUGGGGCUGAGCUGGUCUCUGGAGAAUAUUAUGUUGCUCUGGGAUCGGAGAAGUACAAGUGCCUUCCUUACCAAGAACUUUUGACAUUAAACGAAGACAAGGGUCAUCUUGGUGCCAGACGCAAGGUUGCCAAAGCCGGGGUCGUGAAAGUUCAUUCUGUUUCCCAAGAUGGUUAUAGUGACUCUCCUACGCGGGAGGAUGGCCGCAGGGUCUAUUCCACUGGUGCAGAAGAAAAUCCUAAAUUAUCUAAACAUCCAUCUAAAGGAGAGGAAUCAAUAUUCUAUGCCAAACCAGUCAGAGUUUAUCCAAAACAUAAAGCAAAACUGAACCUGGAGGAUACUACAGGUAAAGAAGGAGUGUUUAAGGUAAAGGAGACACGGCAAGAGUUGGAAGGAGCCAGGGAAGUUAAGGAAGAUGCACACACCCGUGUGGAGUUACCAGUGGAUCAGAGAGUUGCAGAAGUUGUGCAAGAAGAGAAUAUUGUAAGCAGAAGCAGGUAUCCUAGAGAGGACUUGGACUCAAAGUACCACGGAAAAUCCCACGCUCCAAGAGACAGAAAAAAAGAGGAUGUUGCAGGAAAAGUUAAGAAAUCUCAGAGUGAUUCUGACUGAGUUGGGCUCAGAUAAGCUGUUAUUUAAAAAAAACCAAAUCAGUACUGUUUGUUAUCCAGGAUGUUAUUUCUAUGCAAGAGCUCUACAGUGCCAGUGGUUUUUAAAAGUCUUUCCUGAAACCCUUCAAUGUAAACCCAGAUUAAACCACAAACCCCUUGGCUAAGCCACACUUCUAAGGAGAUUUUUAGACAUGCAUUACAUCAUAAAGCUUUUUGGAAAGGUUUUAUAAGCCUGAUAGAGAGUUUACAUUGAGAAAUGCCUGCAAUAACUGUCUAGUACCCUGAUUUGUGCACCAUGUUCAAAAUCUACUCUUACACUCUACUCUUUGUGGAAAAGGAAGCAAAGCCUUGAAAAAUCUACAUUGGCCACUCAGUCUGAGUCAUCGAAAAUGUGAACAUUUACAGCAUACUGCUUUGUUAAGAACUGAUUUCCUUUUCUUUGGUGACCCUAUUAUUUGUUUAUACUGUCAAGUGUAUUUAUAUAAAGGUACAUUAUAUAAACUGCAUAAAAUAA